AUGUUCUGGGAUAAGGACCCUUCUGCGGUUUCUACUAUGGAAGAAGCGCCAUCCAAGGGCCGUGUGGCGCCUAAAUGGCGCGGCACGCAGGCCGACCAGGCCGACAUGAGCAUUCUUGGGAGAGAGCAGGUCUUGCGGCGUAACUUUCGAUUUAUCUCGAUUGUAGGGUUCGGCUGUACCUUGAUCGCCACGUGGGAGGUUGUUUUGACUUUACUACAGCAAGGCCUUACUGAUGGGGGGACGGCUGGCCUGAUCUGGGGCUUCGUGAUUGUCGCCGUCGGUUUUCUUCUGGUAUUUCUGAGUCUAGCCGAGAUGGCUUCGAUGGCUCCCACCUCGGGUGGACAGUACCAUUGGGUAUCGGAAUUUGUGCCUCCGAGCUGUCAAAAAUUCCUUAGUUACAUAACUGGCUGGCUGUGCGCCAUGGGAUGGCAGUGCGCGAUCGUGUCGAUCGCCUUUUUAGCUGGAACCAUCAUUCAAGGCCUGAUCGUGCUGAACAAUCCCACGUAUGAUUUCCAGCAAUGGCACGGGACCCUGCUGGUGAUCGCGAUCACUCUGUUUUCCAUUAUCUUCAACACCUUCCUGGCUAAGCGGCUCCCGUUUGUCGAAGUGUUGAUUCUCAUUCUGCAUGUGUGUGGCCUGUUCGCCAUCAUCAUUCCAUUAUGGGUCCUUGCGCCUCGCCGCAGCGCAAAACAGGUCUUUACCGAGUUCAACAAUGGGGGCAUGUGGAACAGCGACGGCACUGCUACCCUUGUGGGGUUCUCGACCACCAUCACCGCAUUGAUUGGGUAUGACUGUGCGGUGCAUAUGUCAGAGGAGAUCAAAGAUGCCUCUGAGACGCUGCCAAAAGCUAUGAUUACGUCGGUCUGCGUCAAUGCCGCAUGUGGCUUCUUGUUGCUGGUGACGAUUUGCUUCACCUUGGGCGACAUUGACGAUAUCUUGGCGACGCCAACAGGGUACCCGUUCAUCCAGGUGUUCUACAAUGCCACCGAGAGUCUUCCAGGCACAAACACCAUGACGGCCAUUCUGGUGCUGACUCUGACCGCAAGUACCAUCACAGAAAUAGCAACAGCAUCACGCCAGCUAUGGUCCUUUGCACGAGACCGCGGUCUCCCUUUCUCCGAUUUCUUCGGAUAUGUCAAUCCGGACUGGAAUAUCCCCUUGAACGCCGUGAUGGUUUCGCUGGUCGUAACAGUUCUCUUGUCGCUCAUCAAUAUCGGCUCCUCCACGGCGCUCCUGGCCAUUGUAACCCUCACCAUAGGUGCCAUGAUGUCUUCCUACAUCAUCACCAUCGGAUGUGUGCUCCUCAAGCGGAUCCGAGGCGAGCCUCUUCGACCUCACAGGUGGACGCUGGGCCGAUUCGGCAUGGCAAUUAAUAUCGGGGCAUUGUGCUUCCUGCUCCCGGUGUUCGUAUUUGCUUUUUUUCCGCUCUCCUCAACGGUCACUCCCGAGACCAUGAACUGGUGCAUUGUUAUGUAUGGGGGCGUUUUAAUCAUUGCAGUGGUGUACUACGUGCUCCGGGGCCGGCAUCACUACGUCCCACCCGUCGCGUUGGUGAAGAGGGAAAUCUGA
Molecule: messenger RNA, 1569 nt
Organism: Penicillium chermesinum
Lineage: Eukaryota; Fungi; Ascomycota; Eurotiomycetes; Eurotiales; Aspergillaceae
Product: Amino acid/polyamine transporter I
Exons: 7
Coding region: 1-1569 (522 amino acids)
Biological process (GO): transmembrane transport
Cellular component (GO): membrane
Molecular function (GO): transmembrane transporter activity
Source: RefSeq, a predicted model, not a curated record